AAAUUUCCCAUUGACGCCCGGGCAGGAUACAUGCAGCUUAUCGCUUUCGUUCCGCCGCGCCACAGCAAAAAGAAGGCGAGGAGAUGUACGGGUCCGUCUUCCUCCUGCUCGGCCUGAGCCUCGGCCUGGCCUCCGCAUAUCCCUCCCAGCAGGAGAAGGAGUCUGGAAAAAACUGGGUGCUUAUCGUGGCCGGAUCCAACGGCUGGUACAACUACAGACACCAGGCCGAUGCGUGCCAUGCCUACCAGAUUGUCCACAAGAAUGGCAUUCCUGAUGAGCAGAUUGUGGUUAUGAUGUAUGACGACCUGGCACUCAGCAGCGAGAACCCCACCCCAGGAAUCUUGAUCAACAGGCCCAAUGGCUCCGAUGUGUACAAGGGAGUUCCAAAAGACUACACCGGGGAAGAAGUGAACCCUGAAAACUUCCUGGCGGUGCUGAGGGGCGACUCCUCUGCAGUCAAAGGUGGCUCUGGAAAAGUGCUGAAGAGCGGUCCCAAUGACCACGUGUUUGUUUACUUCACUGAUCACGGGGCUCCUGGUCUUCUGGCCUUUCCAGAUGAUGAGCUCCAUGUCAAAGACCUCCAAGACACCAUCAGAGACAUGUACAACAACAAACAGUACAAAAAGAUGGUGUUCUACAUCGAGGCGUGCGAGUCCGGGUCCAUGAUGAACCACCUGCCUGUGGACAUCAAUGUGUAUGCUACCACUGCAGCCAACGCUCACGAGUCGUCCUACGCCUGCUACUACGACGAGCAGCGCGACACCUACCUGGGAGACUGGUACAGCGUCAACUGGAUGGAAGACUCUGAUGUGGAGGAUCUGACUAAGGAGACCUUGAUUAAGCAGUUCAAGAUCGUGAAGAACCACACCACCACCAGCCAUGUCCAGCAGUAUGGAAAUAAGACUCUGGGCCACAUGAAAGUGAUGGCCUUCCAGGGUAACUCCAUGGAAGGAGCCCGGCCGGCCCCUCCGAUGACCCUGCCGCCAGUCGCCAAUCUGGAUCUGACCCCGAGCCCUGACGUGCCGCUGGCCAUCCUUAAGAGGAAGAUGAUGGCCUCCAAUGACAUCCGUACCGCCAAGGGGCUGCUGAUGGAGCUCAAUGUCCACCUGAAGGUCAGGGAGAUGCUGGCCGAGUCGAUGCGCAAAGUGGUCGAGAGGGUGACCGGCGAUGAGCUCAAGGCCCAGGAGAUCCUCGACACCAGAGCGGAUCUCACCCAACACGAGUGCUACAAGGCCGCGGUCGAACACUACAAGCAAAACUGCUUCAACUGGCACAAAGCAGAGUAUGAAUAUGCUCUGAGGCACCUGUACGCCCUGGUGAACCUGUGCGAAGGCGGAUAUCCCAUAGACAGGAUCCAGAAGGCCAUGGACUUUGUGUGUUACAUCAGGAAUUAAAAGGAUUCCUGCAAACCCGCCUGGGCCUCUGACCGAGCUCCUGCUUCCAUCAGGGAAGCCCAAGAGGACGUGGCUGCUUUUUGCACUGCUUAGGAAUCUGACGUGGAGUCAACAUUUUUAUUACUUUAUCAACACUAUAUAACACUUAUCUUUUUUUUUCUUUUUUUGUUGUUUUUACUUGUGAUGUUUUUAUGAUUUCACUGAGAGAUUUUAAAGACUUGUUUUUACGAUGAAAUGCACUCUUGUCACUGUGAAAGGCAUUGUUUCCGGAUGAAUGUUUUACUGCUUCUGAUUUUUAUAAGACAUAGGUUUGACAAUUAUGACAUGGAAUUAUUGGAUUUUUAUUUUUUUUUUUCCCCUCCGUUUUGAUCUCAGCUUUAUCUGUGGUGUGCAAGACCCAGCAUGAAUGCUUGAUUGACACGCAGAGGACGUACCGCUGAAUUUUGUACGUCUGGUGAAAUCUCAAGAGACUUUGUUGGAUCUUGAAAUAAAAUCUGGGACUGCUGAAGCUGCUGAAAAAUGG
Molecule: messenger RNA, 1917 nt
Organism: Myripristis murdjan (pinecone soldierfish)
Lineage: Eukaryota; Metazoa; Chordata; Actinopteri; Holocentriformes; Holocentridae
Gene: lgmn
Product: legumain
Exons: 14
Coding region: 84-1394 (436 amino acids)
Biological process (GO): vacuolar protein processing
Molecular function (GO): cysteine-type endopeptidase activity
Source: RefSeq, a predicted model, not a curated record